Molecule: messenger RNA, 2796 nt
Organism: Cyphellophora europaea CBS 101466
Lineage: Eukaryota; Fungi; Ascomycota; Eurotiomycetes; Chaetothyriales; Cyphellophoraceae
Exons: 1
Coding region: 1-2796 (931 amino acids)
Biological process (GO): microtubule nucleation; mitotic cell cycle; meiotic cell cycle
Cellular component (GO): spindle pole; gamma-tubulin small complex; equatorial microtubule organizing center
Molecular function (GO): gamma-tubulin binding; microtubule minus-end binding
Source: RefSeq, a predicted model, not a curated record
AUGGGCGACCCGCGUCCAAGCCGUGUCGAUGAUACACUCCAAAACCUGUUCGAGAGUCUGGUCACUCCUCCUUUGCCAGGAGAGCCUGACUCAGAUGCCGAGUACCGAAUCGAAAACUCAAUACAAGCCGCACGGGAGAUCGUGCAGGCAGGUCAAGGGCCCCUUCCCCCCGAAGUCAACCAUGCGCCCAACUUGAUAAAGAGGAAGUUGCUACGCGAGAACGAGUCGCCGGAGAAAGCUGCCAAGUUCAACAAUCUUUAUUCGAGGCUGCUUGCGCUUCCCGUACUCAACCAGAAAUGGGCCAUUCUUUAUCUGCUUCUCCAGAUAUCGGAUGCUGACCAGCAUUAUGUUGAGUAUGAGGCACCUCAGUCACCAUCAGCGGGACGCCAGCACGUCAGCACCCCUCAACAGUAUACACAGGCCAGACCCACAACAGGAAGCAGUGUCACAAACGAGGAACAAGCGGCAGUCGCUCAGGAAGAACCCGCGCUCUCAACUCCUCCGCGACCCAAGAGCAGCGGACACCGCUCUGAAAUGCCUCGCAGUCCGGGCAAAGACUCUGUCGCUCCACCAAAUCCACGCAUACCUCAUGGACCUCCGGAGAUUGAACUGCUCAGAGACCUACCCUUCAACUUACAGGGUCUCUCUUCAGCUAGUUUGGCUUUCACAUCACCUGCCACGAUCAAACUUCCUAAGACACUCCCCAUACCGAUCCUUUCCCUGCUUCACACCCUGGCAGAGCCCUGUCUCCUGUACAAGGAUAUGGCCGACUUUGCUGCCGGACAAGGUGGGAGUCUCAUCAACCAGAGCCUUCGAGCAGUAAUAAGUCAGGAGCUACGUUCUUAUCUUAGUCUUGUCGCUUCUCUGGAAGGAGAAAUUCGGCGUGCUUUGACGGCGCUCGAGAAGGGCGAUGAUCCAAAGAGUGUUCGUUCUACGGGCGUCACUCUCAAACGAUGCGUCAUAUGGACCAGAGACGCUACGAUGGGCCUCCGAUUGAUGAGUCUCUUUGUCGAAGAAGCUAAGCGAAAGAAGGGGGGUCAAGUUAUAUCUCUGAUUCAUGAUAUGUCAUCCACACAUGGCGACCCAUUCGUCGGCUCAUUCGCUCAGAGACUACUGGCUCAAGUUGCUCGACCAUUUUACGAGAUGCUCCGACACUGGAUCUACGAUGGUGAACUGGUUGAUCCUUUCCACGAAUUUUUCGUCACUGAACCGGAUCCUCAUACCAAGCCCGACGUUGAUCCUCGCCGAGUGGCCACCUCGAUCUGGGAAGAUAAGUACAAGCUUGAUUCGGCUAUGGUGCCGUCAAUAGUCUCGGCCGAGUUCGCGAAGAAAGUGUUCCUGAUUGGCAAGUCACUCAACUUCGUCCGCAACAAUUGUGGUGACUCUGAUUGGGUCAUCGAAUAUUCGAAAUCGAACUCCAAAUCUCUCGACUACGCCAACACGACCAGUCUUUUUUCUUCUAUCGAUGCCGCUUAUGCCUCGACGAUGUCACGACUUACGCACCUAAUGUCCAACAAAUUUGGCCUGUUCACUCAUCUUCUGGCAAUCAAGAAGUACCUCUUGCUGGCACAAGGCGACUUCAUCGAGCUAUUAAUGGAGUCUUUGGCGCCCAAUCUUGAUCGACCGGCCAACUCACAGUAUCGUCACACACUGACUUCGCAACUUGAGCACGCCAUCCGACACUCCAAUGCUCAGUACGACGAUCCUGAGGUUCUGCGGCGCCUGGAUGCACGCAUGCUGGAACUGUCUUCAGGCGAAAUUGGCUGGGACUGCUUCACCCUUGAAUAUAAGAUCAGUGCUCCAUGCGAUGUUGUCAUCACCCAGUGGGCAAACACGCAAUAUUUGAAAGUCUUCAAUCUGCUCUGGAGAAUCAAGCGUGUCGAAUUUUCGCUCAACACGACCGCACGACGAUGCAUCACCGGAGCCAGGAGCGUGCUUGCGGCAGUUGAUGACAAGUUGGGCCGCGAUUGGAAGCGAGCAAGAUGUGUAGUGGCAGAGAUGGUCCAUUUUGUCAACCAGCUGCUUUACUACAUCCUGUACGAAGUUGUUGAAGCCAGCUGGGCUACAUUGCUGUCCGAGCUACGAAAGCCACAUGCAACACUCGAUGACAUGAUCGAAGCCCAUACCAGAUACCUCAACAGCAUCACGCGGAAAGGCCUUCUUGGACAACCAUACCACUCUUCGACCGGUCAACGCGAGGACAGCUUCCUUGCUCAGCUGCAUUACAUUCUCAAAGCCAUGCUCUCGUAUCGAGAUGUAGUUGACAGCUUAUAUUCUUUCAGUGUUGCUGAGUUUACGAAACGACAGCAGUUUUCGGCGAAGAUCGAGCAGAGGACUGCUCAAGGGAAGUGGGGUAUCACGGAGAAAGACCUUGCCGGCAAUUCCAGAGCGAGCACCCCAAGCCUCAUCCCUCCCAGCAAGUCCGGCAAGCUUACAGACUUGGGUGAUUCUACAGACUCGCCGCUGUUGAAGCCUUUGGGAGGUCUGAGCGUGGCUGACGAUCAGACAUUGCUCGAGUCACUUCGCGCAAGGAUGCUUCAAAUAUCGGCAGAAUUCAGAUCUCGUGUCAAUAUCAUGCUCUACGACCUGGCUCAUCAGCCUGACGCCGAUCUGCGCUUCCUUGGCGUUGUUAUGAACUUCAAUGAGGUAUACAAGCCCGUCAACGUCCGGAGACUGCAGCGGAGAGAAAGAGAAAAGGAGAAGCGGGACAAAGAACGUCAGAGCGCCGAAACCAACGGUUCUGCAGUCGGUGGCGGGGAUCGGAAGGUGAGCGAGACAAAAAGUGCUAAAGCCUGA